AUGGAGAGAGAUGCGGUUGUUGUUGUAACAUUAGCAUUUGCUGUAUGUUGGUUACCAAUUCAUGUACUGGAAUUAAUGAAAUGUGCUAAUUCAUCAAUACUCAAUACUCUCGUUCGAUCUUAUCCAAAAGUUCUUUAUUCAAUUCGUGCAUUUACACAUGCAUUAGCUUAUUUCAAUUCAUGUUUAAAUCCAUACUUAUAUGCACUAUUGAAUCGUAAUUUUUGUUUUGAUCUUAUGGAUAUAAUUCCAACACGUUUUGUACGUCGUAGCCGGAUGGGAACAUUUGAAACCAACACUUCAAAUCUAAAAGAAAAAUUUUUAUCUCCAACAAUAAUACCAAAUGAAACUCUUCUUAAACAAGAAUUAAAUAAUCAUGAUGUUGCUGAUGAUGAAAAAACUAAACACAAAACUGCUGAUGUUAGUUGUCAAAUUGAAUUAUGUGAAAUGUAA
Messenger RNA from Rotaria sp. Silwood2, 450 nucleotides. NCBI's taxonomy places the organism in Eukaryota, Metazoa, Rotifera, Eurotatoria, Philodinida, Philodinidae. The record is from the annotation of a GenBank genome assembly.